Messenger RNA from Salarias fasciatus (jewelled blenny), 2033 nucleotides. It is a transcript of the gene klhl40b, whose product is annotated as kelch-like family member 40b. Gene Ontology annotation, molecular function: protein binding. The coding region runs from base 76 to 1917 and encodes 613 amino acids. The transcript is spliced from 6 exons. Lineage: Eukaryota; Metazoa; Chordata; Actinopteri; Blenniiformes; Blenniidae. The record is from RefSeq and is a predicted model, not a curated record.
UGCUGCGAGGACGAUCGACCUUUGUUUGAUUAGCAGCCCCCGAAAGGCUCCUCGGAUUCCUUCCCGCCAGGAACGAUGGCUCUGCCGAUAAACCCCAUGGACGAGCCUCGGCUGUACCAGCAGACGCUGCUCCAGGACGGCCUGUGCAACCUGCUGGAGAACGACAAGCUGGUGGACUGCGUGCUGAAAAUCAAAGGCAAGGAGUUUCCCUGCCACCGGCUGGUUCUGUGCGCCUGCAGCUCGUACUUCCGCUCCAUCUUUCUGUCCGACCUGGAGGAAAGCAAGAAGAAGGAGAUCGUCCUGGAGGACGUGGAGCCCGGCGUCAUGGGGCUCGUCCUCAAGUAUCUGUACACCUCCAAGAUCAACGUGACGGAACAGAACGUCCAGGACAUCUUUGCCGUCGCUAACGUUUACCAGAUUCCUUCUAUUUUCACCGUCUGCGUGUCUUUCCUACAAAAACGUUUGAGCCUCAGUAACUGCCUCGCCAUCUACAGGCUGGGCUUGAUGCUGGACUGCGCCAGGUUGGCCGUCUCCGCCCGAAACUACGCAUGCGAGCACUUCAAGAUCAUCUCCAGAGACGAGGAAUUCCUCCAGCUGCUCCCCAGCGAGCUGGCGGCCAUCUUGGUCAACGACAAUCUGAACGUGGAGACGGAGGAGGCGGUGUUCGAGGCCCUGAUGAGCUGGGUGUCCUGGGACGCAGAGAGCAGGGAGAAAGAGCUGCCCGGUUUGCUGGACUGCGUUCGCCUGCGCCUCGUUUCCGAGGAUUACCUGAAGGAGAUGGUGGAGAAACACAAACUGAUCUCAUUCAACCCCGAGCUGCAGCAGAAGCUUCAGCUAGUUCGGGAUGCUCACGCCGGGAAGAUGCCGGAGGUUAAAAAAAGCAAAAGCAAGAAGGAGGAGAGCGAAACAGAGAAAGAUGGAGAGAGUGAGGAGAAGGAGGAGGAAGGCCUUCUCCCAGGAAUCCUUAAUGACAACAUGCGGUUCGGGAUGUUUGGCAGGGACUUGAUACUGAUGGUGAACGACACGGGCGCCGUGGCCUACGACCCCACGGGGAACGACUGCUUUGCAGCCUGUCUUUCCUCGCGGGUUCCUAAGAACCACAUCAGCCUGGCCACCAGAGAGAACCAGGUCUUUGUGGCUGGAGGACUGUUCUUUGACGAGCAGAACAAGGAGGAGCCGCUGUGCUCCUACUUCUUACAGUACGACCCGGUGAACUCUGACUGGAUCGGCAUGCCUCCCGUCCCGUCUCCCCGCUUCCUCUUCGGCCUGGCCGAGGCCGCCAACUCCAUCUUCGUGGUGGGAGGGAAGGAGCUGAAGGAGCAGGAGCAAACGCUGGACUCAGUCUUAGUCUACGACAGACAGUCGUUUAAAUGGACAGAGUCCGAGCCGCUUCCUUACCCCGUUUAUGGACAUACGACAGUGUCCCACAGUGACAUGGUGUAUGUGAUCGGAGGGAAGGGAGACGACAAGAGCUGUCUGAACAAGAUGUGUGUGUACGAUACGAAGAAGUUUGAAUGGAAGGAGCUGGCUCCUAUGAAGACUGCUCGCUCCUUAUUCGGAGCCACCGUUCACCAGAACAAAAUAUACGUGGCGGCAGGAGUGACGGACGACAGUCUGACUGACUCCGUGGAGGUGUACGACAUUACCACUAACAAGUGGUCCGACUUCGUGCCGUUUCCUCAGGAGCGCAGCUCUCUGAGCCUGGUGUCUCUGGCCGGUUCUCUGUUCGCCGUCGGGGGUUUUGGCAUGAUGCCGCUGGAGGACAGCGACGAGAUCGUUCCCAAAGAGAUGAACGACAUCUGGAGGUUUAACGAGGCUGAAAAGAAGUGGACCGGGAUCCUCAGAGAGAUCCAGUACGCCUCGGGGGCCACGGUUCUGGGGGUCCGGCUCAACACUCUGCGUCUAACCAAGAUGUGAAUUCAACACUAGAUGAUCCGUUCAGGUCCACAUGUUAAUCACACCGGGGUUAAAGGUCAGAUUUGGACUCAGAUGCAUCCAGAAUCAGCUCAGUGGGUUUAGUUUCCUGUUAUUGA